GAUUGUGAAGGACGCGUUUUGCUUCUACUUCUUCCUUUCCUUCUCCUCGCUCCGUCUCUGAAAUUUCGAGGGUUCGCGUUGUUUCUUCGAUCGGUGAAUAAGCAACUCGAAAUCAGAACCAGUCAGCGAUGUUCAGAUUCUGGGGAUCACAAGAACAACAAUCGCAGUCGCAGGAAGGUUCUUCUUCACCGUCGUGGUAUCCGUCAUCGGUGAUGAACUCGCCAAGUUCUUCGAGGCCUGCUACUCCUUCCUCUUCGCAGAGGCCUUCUUCACAUGUCCCGCCCGCAGAAGCCGCUGGAGUUAUUGCUGUUUUGAAGGAUAAGAGUGUUGAUGAGUUAAGGAAGCUUAUAUCUGACAAGGAUGCGUAUCAACAGUUUUUAAAUUCACUUGAUCAGGUCAAGAUUCAAAAUAAUCUGAAAGGUGAACUUUGCAAGGAGAAUUUGCAGCUUGCGGAGGAAAAUCUACAAAAGGAACCUCGUAUCAUGGAACUUAGGAAUCAAUGUAGAAUAAUUCGGACAACAGAGUUAGCUGCUGCUAAGGAGAAACUAAAUGAGCUUGAGAAGCAGAAAGAAGAAAUCUUGAAGUUAAAUUCUCCAGCAUCCCUUCUCCAAAGGAUUCAAGAGUCUAUGAAUAAUACAGAAGAGGAAUCUGAAAAUCUGCACCAGCAUCUCCUUGACAGAGAGGUUGACCUUGGAGCUUUUUUGCCGAAAUACAAGAAGCAACGUACCACUUAUCACAGGAAAACUCUCAUACAUCUUGCCGCUAAAACAUCAACUAUAUGAGCACCACCUAAGGAAAAUGAAAAUUAAGACAGUAACUCCUUGUUUUGUCGAGAGUGUAUUUGAUUUUUGGUUCAUUAUUUUCAAUAUAGUUUGCAUUGGUCCAAGAUAUUUCCCCACCAAUUAUGUAAGUUGUAGUCGC
Gastrolobium bilobum is the source of this 921-nucleotide messenger RNA. Its product is annotated as vacuolar protein-sorting-associated protein 37 homolog 1. Gene Ontology annotation, cellular component: ESCRT I complex. The record is from RefSeq and is a predicted model, not a curated record. Gene Ontology annotation, biological process: ubiquitin-dependent protein catabolic process via the multivesicular body sorting pathway; protein targeting to vacuole; protein targeting to membrane. The transcript has 7 exons. NCBI's taxonomy places the organism in Eukaryota, Viridiplantae, Streptophyta, Magnoliopsida, Fabales, Fabaceae. Bases 129 to 782 code for a protein of 217 amino acids.